CAAAACCAAAAACAAAGAAAGGGUGAGAGAGAGUGUUUGUGUGUGCUUGCUUUUAUAGGUGGAGGGUUUCAAGGGAGGAGACAUGCCCGAGAUCUCCCCUACAGCUUCUUCUUGCCUAAUCAGAUCACAAAGGUUAUACAUUUGUAAACGUACUUGACUGACGGAGAUGGUAUCACUCAUCUUUUGCCUUCCUUGAAUACCUCUUUCAAAGGGAGCCAAAACGAAUCUUUGUAUUGUUAAGAAUCCUGAGGAAUUUGCAUCACCUUAGGAAUCCGAGGAACUAGAUGGCUACUCGAGUUCAAAACCUUCCCGAGGAAAACUGUGGUCAAAGGUCUGUCUCAGUGCCACAUUUUGCUGUUAGUUGCCCUUUACAGUGGACCUCCAAUGAACAGCACAUUCCAUGGUUAUCCAGGACCACAAGCUUGAAAGUCGAAUCUUCAUCCCAACUUUGUCAUGAAGCAAAGGAUUUAGGUCUUCAACUUCCAGACCAAGAUUCAUCUACAACUGAAUCAAUUGGGUUUGCCAAUGGUAAAAUUGGUGCCGCGGGACGAGCCAAUUCUCAAGAUCAAAGCAUUUCCUCAGAAUCUGUUCAAAGUGGAAGUUGCAGCAAAAGGGUGGAUGGUCAAAUGAAGCUAGCUCCUUAUUUGAGUACCCGAGACACUGCUGUCGAUCCUGCUCUAGUUGAUUAUCAGAACUCAAUGGCUCAAGUUCCUUAUGCUUAUGUCAAUGCUUGCUAUGGCAGUUUAUAUACUCCAUAUGGACCACAGGCUAUCCCCCAAUUAGGAGCUCAGAUGGUUGAGAUGGCAUCUGCGCGAGUCCCACUGCCUCUUGAUCUUGCUGAUGAUGCUCCCAUUUAUGUAAAUGCAAAACAAUAUCAUGGAAUUCUCAGAAGGAGACAGUCACGGGCAAAGCUUGAGGCUCAAAACAAACUAGUCAAAGCACGGAAGCCCUACCUUCACGAAUCUCGGCAUCGUCAUGCAUUGAAUAGGGUUAGAGGAUCCGGUGGACGCUUUCUUAGCACAAACAAGCUACAACAAUCCAUUACAUCUCCCACAACUAGCAUGCCUUGCGUCUCAGUCUCAAAUAGCAUUCACUUACAUCAAAAGAAUGAUAUGUCGGAGUUCAAAGUCUGUCAGUCAGAAACGGCUGAAUAUAUGUCAAACGCAACAUGCUCAGACAUCACAAGUGUCCCUGAUGGUGAGUUCCUUUUUCGACAACAAGAUCACAGGUUCUCAGGCUUCUCGCCUUCCAUGGGUGGAGGCAUGCAAGGCACUAGGCUCAUCAUCAGCAGUGGAAUGCAGCAUUGUGCUUCAGUCGUACGGUGAGAAGGGAGGUUUCACCAUCGGGCAAUUCAUCCUUGGCUUUGUCACUCUACUUGCGUUGGUAUGCUACAUGCUUGUUGCAAAGGUGAUACCUUAAAACUUCUGUAAUGUGCUAGAACCUGUUUUGUGAAGACCCACUCUUUCAAGUUUCAACUCGUUUGCUACGAUUUGUUUGAAACUCAAAAGUGUUGGCGGAUCACCGCUUGGUUUCUGAUGUAGAUAAUGGUUAAAUUAUGAUGAAGCACGCGUAAUUUUUAUCGUUGAGUUGAAUA
Molecule: messenger RNA, 1594 nt
Organism: Tripterygium wilfordii
Lineage: Eukaryota; Viridiplantae; Streptophyta; Magnoliopsida; Celastrales; Celastraceae
Product: nuclear transcription factor Y subunit A-3-like
Exons: 6
Coding region: 285-1325 (346 amino acids)
Biological process (GO): regulation of transcription by RNA polymerase II
Cellular component (GO): CCAAT-binding factor complex
Molecular function (GO): RNA polymerase II cis-regulatory region sequence-specific DNA binding; DNA-binding transcription factor activity, RNA polymerase II-specific
Source: RefSeq, a predicted model, not a curated record